GUUCUCGCUGCCGCUUCUCCUCGAUUCGCACGAACGAAUCCGCGUCGUCAUUCGCGAACGUGUAAGACAGAAGUGUACACGAAGCACGUGCGCGCGCGGCUUUGUGCGACGGAGAAGCCUGCUCCGUCGGCUCGGAGGAAGCCCCGAGAAGUCUCGACGGGAAUAGACGGGCGCGAGUCUCAUCGAGCGUUCUUCUUCUCGCCGAGUUCUUCACGCGGCCGAGGGGGCGAAGAAUCGUCGACGAGGACGGCGAGGACGGUUUUCGCAGAGAACAUUUUCAUUUGAACGCGAUAUUGGCUGAAGACUUGUCAAUAUACUCGACACCGUGGUCACGUAAGCCUCAGGCAGAAUCAUUCAAUCGAGUCUUUCUCGAGAAAAGAUUACUUCUGAAUCGGUUAUCAGAUAAUUUUCUCGCACUGUGUGAUUCACGUCCCGACGGUUUUUCGCCUCGCCGACAACGACGGCCGCACAAUAAAGAGCGCCGUGACGGUUUCCUCAACCGCGAUCAACCGUGCCGGGGAAGUGAUUUAAGGACGGUGUGCUGAGGACAGCCGAAGAAAAAGAGGCUCUCUCGGUGAAAUGAGCGGCGAUUUAGCUCGGCACGUGGAACGAACUGUAGCCUGCUCGGCGGUUCUCCUCGCGGAGUGUUCUUGUUGAUUGUACGGCGCCCCAUUGUACAAGUUGCAACGUUCCGUCACAAUACGAUAAGUAUCGGAUACCAGCCAGCCGGCCGGCCAAGAACGAGUCAGGAUGAUUCUCCGCCGAAAAUCGCCGCACACCUGCAAUUGCCCCUGCCAUCAACACUGCUCCACCAAAUGCACAGAAUUUUCCACGUUCAUCUUGUAUUCCCGACGAAACGAGAUGAUUUAAACGCUCGUUUUGGAAGUUAAUCGACCGUCUGUUUCAAUCGCACGGUAAACCACAAGAAAUUUAUUCUUACCGAAUAUCGUGAUUAAAAUCGUGAUUGCGAUCACGUCUAUCCGAAGAGAGCUGUUUCAAAUGUGUUCGCGAGAAUUUUCGCGACAGUGCGCCUUGCUCGCGCACGGCCCUGGACGAGUGCUGUCCCCUCUACCUAAUAACACGAACUAUCGUACGCCAUAUCGUCGGGAGUGUUGGCUGCUGAAUACCGUGUGAUUUAUCGUGAAUAGCUCGAGAUCGAGCUUGCCGAAGUGCGGUUUCGUGGACCGGACGUCCGUCGAACGACAGCCCGAGCCGCCCGAGACGCGGUGCUCGCCGUACACGUUCAAACAACGAUAAAUUAAGGAGAUAUAACAGCGACUGUUAUACAAUUUCGAUGGACAUCAUGGAAGCAAUAUUAAAAGAAGAUGAAACGCCAGGACAAACGGAGUGUAACACAGUAUCGAGUGUAGUCGCUGACAAAAAUGUAUCAUCUAAGGAGUCAGAAAUGACAUGUGUGGAUACAAAGGUGAAACAAAAGGCGCGCAAGGAAGACUUAUCUACUGCCAAGUCGAAGAAGCCCGACACCAAGGUCAAAGCCAAGAAGAUUCGCAGCCUGCGUCCGCCUAGUUACGACCCCACCAGUCUGGAGGACAGUCCAGCGCAGGUGGUGGAGCGCUUCAAGAGGGGCUGUGAAUGCAUCGACGAUCAGUGCUUCAAGGAUCUGAAUCCCGAGGUGGUUUAUCGGCACAGACUGAACAUCGCGGAGCUCACCAAGGCCGAGCACGACAUGUACCUGAUGGGUGUCACGAUGGCGUGCUUGACCGACCCUUACCAGACUGCUCGACACACGGAGCGACGUAGACUACGCGCUCAGUACGUUUACCAGGGUCGCAGGGUGUGCCUGGACGCGUUCCUGUACCUGGAGAACUGCACGCAUUACCAGAUCAAGCGCAUCAGGAAGCAUCUGAUGACGCACGGUGUUACGCCGCGAGUGCACGGGAAUUACGGCAAGGUGCCGCACAAUACGUUCUCGUUGGACAUAUACAAGAUCGCCACGGAGUUCUUGAAGAACUUCAUCGAGGGCCAAGAAGCCAAGCAGAAGACCAAGCUGUCGAAGAACGCGCCGUUGCACCUGCCGCCAGACAUCAGCCGGAAAACCGUGCACGACAUGUACACGGAGUACUGCAAGAUAGUGUCGCCCGACGUGAAGACCAUGGGCUACUCGACGUUCCGGAGAUUCAUGAAGGUGCAAUUCCCGCAGGUCAAGUUCGCCAAGCUGGAGUUUGUGGUGAGAAACCAGAGCAUGCAGAGUCACUCUCAGACCGAGCUCGAGACGACGACGACCACCACGUCGACGUCGACGCAAAGCGACGGUCAGCAGUCGCCCAAGGCUGACUUGGUCAGCCCGGAAAGUGGUGGCGCGAUAUUGCCGUUGGUGCUGACCGACGAUGGGCAGAACGACACGUACCUCUUGACGCCGAUCAGGAAGCUACGGGACGGUGUCAGUUAUCAGGUCACCACUGGCGGACUAGUGCUCAACAGAACUAUCGCACUGCCGAAAACGAACACGGUGUAGACUGGAGACCGACUGCGUACAGAUGAUAUGCUAAUACGUGUAUACGUGUGAAUGUGAUAUGUGUUUAUGCUGAGAUCUUAAUUAGUGACGACGCCUACUCUGAGCCUAAAAUCGGACGCGUUGAUACUAUCAGACAAGUAAACAAGUUACGUUAAGGGUUUUGAAUGAAGAGGUGAAUUUAGAAUUGAAUGAAUAUCUCAUCAGUGUGUGUAAGAGAAAAAAAUAGUAUUGAAUUAUACGUAAGAUCUUGUAUAAGUUAUGUUGUACCUAUAUUAGGUCGUCUUUGUCGAUGUACGUCUUUUGUUGCAUUACUCAACCGAGUAAGUAUUGUAAGUUACCUUGUUUUAAAAGUUUGUAGUUUAUAUAUAAU
Molecule: messenger RNA, 2846 nt
Organism: Dinoponera quadriceps
Lineage: Eukaryota; Metazoa; Arthropoda; Insecta; Hymenoptera; Formicidae
Exons: 5
Coding region: 1295-2476 (393 amino acids)
Source: RefSeq, a predicted model, not a curated record